Messenger RNA from Limanda limanda (common dab), 282 nucleotides. RefSeq names its product CD59 glycoprotein-like. The coding region runs from base 1 to 282 and encodes 93 amino acids. The transcript has 2 exons. NCBI's taxonomy places the organism in Eukaryota, Metazoa, Chordata, Actinopteri, Pleuronectiformes, Pleuronectidae. The record is from RefSeq and is a predicted model, not a curated record.
AUGACCUCCAGCUGCAUCGUCUUCUGUGAGAACGUCCAGGAGUGCACGUACGAGGACUCCUGCAUUUCUCUGAGUGAACAAGGUGGAAAGACCAUCCGUCAGUGCAUCAGAUACACAGACUGUGAUAACUCUCGCCUCACCCAGAUGUUCCCGGCCAUCUCCGGCUUCACUUACCGCUGCUGCAGCAGCAACCUGUGCAACUCCAGCCAUGCCGUUACCAUGGCGACGCCCCUCCUGGCGCUGCUGGGGUCGCUGCUGAGCAGCUGGUGCUGUUGGACCUGA